This is a messenger RNA of Apis florea (little honeybee), 1043 nucleotides long. Its product is annotated as BAG family molecular chaperone regulator 2. Gene Ontology annotation, biological process: protein stabilization. Lineage: Eukaryota; Metazoa; Arthropoda; Insecta; Hymenoptera; Apidae. The record is from RefSeq and is a predicted model, not a curated record. Gene Ontology annotation, molecular function: protein-folding chaperone binding; adenyl-nucleotide exchange factor activity.
UGUACAUUCUCCGUCAGUCAUCUUUUCAUAUCACGAUUACAAGAGUACAGUAUACGCAACGAGAGUCCGAGGAUAUAUUUGUAUGCGAUUAAUGCAUUUGCAUUGUAACUUGCAACUGAAAUCAAUUUUUCAUAUUUUUUAAUUACGUGAAAUUGUGUUGUUGAAAUAUUGUUUCAAAAAUUAAAAAAAGAAUGGAUAGUCCAUUACCACAUAUAAUGGAAAGUGCGGAUUGUGAUGGUUUAACAAAACCAAAAGACAGGUUAUUCAGCCUUCUUGAUCAGAUCGAAGUACAUGUAGAACAAUUGAGAAAAGAUGCUUGGAGACUUGAAGAAGAAAGGGAUACUCUCUUGACAACCUUAGAUACUCUUAGAAACAAUGAAAUUCUUAGUGCAUUAGAAGAGACUGACAAGGAUGAUGUACUGAGAUAUGCUGAAAGAUUAUCUAUGCGAUGUUUAACAGUUGAUGUAUUGGUUAAAAUUCAACGUGAUCAGAUUCAAGAAGAAGCAUUACAUCAAGUAAAUGGUUUGAUUGAUAGUUUAGUUGUUGGUCUUCGUAAUGAUCCAGCUGGAACUCGACAACGUUGUGCAUCUUUUAUGAAUGCUUGUACCUCACAAAAUGUUGGCCAUUCUGAUAAAAAUUUUGAAACAGCAAUUCUUGGAUGUACUAUGGAUGAUCAAAAACGAAUAAAAAAAAGAUUACAAGGAUUAUUAGAUUAUAUUGAUAAAAUGCACACAAUUCAAUUACUAUGAAAUUAUAUUGGAGAUAAUUGAUUUUAAAGAAAACUGAAUAAAUCACUCCUUAAAUGAGCAAUAGUUGUUCUAAAGGAGAUUUACAAAAAGUUACUUAAGGCAGGGUGCUUUAUGAUAAUUCAAUGAUGAUUUUUAUGGUAAAUGUAAAAAAAGUAUCAUAUAAUGUGGAUUAUUUUCUCUAUAUAUAUUGUUUCUAUACCUUACUAUAUGUGCAAGUAAGGUUUUAUGAACAUUACAUUUGUAUUUGAACAUUAAUUAUGGUAGGAAGUAUAAAUAUAAAAUUAAUAUAAAAAA